GGCGUCGUCGCAAUCGAUCAACACCUCCAAUGGCAAACAACUUGCCUUUCACAAUCACGCAGUGAGUACUUUCUGUUAUACACUGAUUUGCUUGAAGGGUAUACUAUUACAAGUGACUCCGAUUGCUAUACUCGCUUUCGCUAUCAGAAUCCCACUCAUCUUCCUCCGCGAUGAUGAAUGGGUUCUCUUGUCCCUCUCCAGGGAAUUGAUCCUGCUGCUUUAUCAUGAUCGUCACGACGUCUAUGAGAGAUUGUGCCGAUACGUCAUCCGGGGUAUCUCUAAAGCGUAUGGGCGGUGUGUCUACGAUACCGUUACCGCCUCGAAGAGGCGUUUCUGGUACAUACACUGGAGGAGGUGGGAAUAAUGGAGGUGGUGUUGCUGGCACUUCAUCCAUCGGCAAUGGACUCCGAAAAGGAUGCAACGGAGGAAAAUCCUCUUCGUUCGACGACCAAGGCGAUAUUAGGGCUGAAGCUGGCUUCACGGGCCGAUUAGAUCCCUCAUCGUCAUCGUAUAGUUGUGUGUAUACCGCAUAACGUCGACUUGGACGUAAAGGCGGACUGGAGGUCGUUGCGAACUUCUGUUUAAUUUGUUCGCGUUUCCGCUGACGCUCAUCUGGGAGGUA
Somion occarium is the source of this 622-nucleotide messenger RNA. NCBI's taxonomy places the organism in Eukaryota, Fungi, Basidiomycota, Agaricomycetes, Polyporales, Cerrenaceae. The record is from the annotation of a GenBank genome assembly.